Batrachochytrium dendrobatidis JAM81 is the source of this 495-nucleotide messenger RNA. RefSeq lists its product as uncharacterized. Lineage: Eukaryota; Fungi; Chytridiomycota; Chytridiomycetes; Rhizophydiales. The coding region runs from base 1 to 495 and encodes 164 amino acids. The record is from RefSeq and is a predicted model, not a curated record. The transcript is spliced from 2 exons.
AUGAAGCAACUCAAAGCGACCGAUGUACUGGCAUCAAAAAAAGUAAUGCUGAUAGCAAGGUCCUUGAUGAAACUACUGGAAACAUUUGGGGAUGGGCACAAGGGACGCUUCUUGGACUACGUCAACAGCAGACUUGGCAUCUCCAAAUCAUCCUACUACUACUACAUGGAGUAUUAUGCCUUUAUGUCAAAGUAUCCGAAAUUCCAAACGCUGGCAGUGUCCUUUAGAGUGUUUAGGACACAAUUCCACCGCGGUGGAAAACCUUCGCAACAAGUAGUUCCUCGUCAGUCGAUGACUCCUUCAGACUGCAGUGAUAAUGAUAAUGCUAUCAAUGGUGAACUGACAUUGUUACUUUCUUUCACGGAGAGCAAAGUACUGAAAAUGUCCACCGCAGUGGAAAAAAGUCCUAGCUGUACACUUCUUGAUAUCUUCGUGAUAGACAGCACAGAUGCAUUCAAACCUAUUUCCACCACAUUAAUGUAUCUUUUGUAUUGA